GUGUACAGUGCGGAUGGUGAGUUCCUGUUUAAAUUUGGUUCCCAUGGCGAAGGGAACGGCCAGUUCAAUGCCCCCACCGGAGUUGCCGUGGACACCAACGGGAACAUCAUCGUGGCCGACUGGGGCAACAGCCGCAUACAGGUGAGGCUACACCCACAUCACCUAAUACAGGUGAGGCCACACCCACAUCACCUAAUACAGGUGAGGCCACACCCACAGCACCUAAUACAGGUGAGGCCACACCCACAGCACCUAAUACAGGUGAAGCCACACCCACAGCACCUAAUACAGGUGGAGAUGUUGUUUCCUACCUUCACCACCUGGGGGCGGCCCGUCAGGAAGUCCAGGACCCAGUUGCACAGGGCGGGGUUCAGACCCAGGGCCCUCGAGCUUAAUGAUGAGCUUGGAGGGUACUAUGGUGUUGAAGGCUGAGCUGUAGUCAAUGAACAGCAUUCUUACAUAGGUAUUCCUCUUGUCCAGAUGGGAUAGGUGCAGUGAGCAGUGUGAUGGCGACUGCGUCAUACGUGGAUCUAUUGGGGUGGUAUGCAAAUUGAAGUGGGUCUAGGGUUUCAGGUAAGGUAGAGGUGAUAUGAUCCUUAACUAGCCUCUCAAAGCACUUCAUGAUGACAGAAGUGAGUGCUACAGGGCGAUAGUCAUUUAGUUCAGUUACCUUCACUUUCUUGGGUACAGGAACAAUGGUGGACAUCUUGAAGCAAGUGGGGACAGCAGACUGGGAUAGGGAGAGAUUGAAUAUGUCCGUAAACACUCCAGCCAGCUGGUCUGCACAUGCUCUGAGAACGCAGCUUUGGAUGCCUUCUGGGCCGGCAGCCUUGCAAGGGUUAACACGCUUAAAUGUCUUACUCACGUUGGCAGUGGCCCGCAUCGGCAGCUCUGUGUUUUUCUCGAAGCGAGCGCAAAAGGUCUUUAGCUUGUCCGGGAGCGAGGCGGCGGUGUCCACGACGUGGCUGGUUUUCCCUUUAUAAUCAGUGAUUGUCUGGAGUCCCAGCCACAUACGCCUGGUGUCUGAGCCGUUGAAGAGGAAAUGUCCUCUUCAUCUAAGACAUUGUUUUCCCAAGUGGGAGCCUGGGGUUCAGACAAUUUACAAUACAAUACAAAGUCAGAUGUAAAAAAAGGUCUGCAAGAACAUAAUUGAACCCAAAAACUACAACUGAAACCCCUUCUUCUUUCCCCAGGUUUUUGACAGCACUGGUUCCUUCCUGUCCUACAUCAACACAUCAGCUGACCCUCUCUACGGCCCCCAGGGUCUGACCCUCACCUCGGAUGGACACGUGGCCGUAGCCGACUCUGGGAACCACUGCUUCAAGAUCUACCGCUACCUACAGUGA
Coregonus sp. 'balchen' is the source of this 1346-nucleotide messenger RNA. The record is from the annotation of a GenBank genome assembly. Lineage: Eukaryota; Metazoa; Chordata; Actinopteri; Salmoniformes; Salmonidae.